AUGGCCAGCACCACGAGGUUAACCAGCACAACUCCCACCUCCCGCCUCGACAAAAAACCCAACCAAAACCAGAUAAAAAACCCCUCGAACUCCGACGGGAACGAGGCUCCCCUCGAUCCCAAACACCGUACAUCUAGCGUCACGGCCUCACGGGGGAAAACCGCGCCGCCGCCCAAGGCCCGCUCCGCCCUCACCGCUACCCGCAACGCCGCUGCCGGAGGGCCGGCCGGCGAAGCCGCGCCGCACCCAGGGACAGCGGCGGCGGCGCCCAGGGACCGCGCCCAGCCGCCCCCGCCACCUCCCGUCGCGGGCAGGCGGGAGGAGCCCUGCCCGGCCAUGGCGACACCGCCGGCGGCCUCCUCCUCCCCCUCACCUUCUCUCCCUCUCCCAAGGGAGGGAAGGGAAUGGAAGGGAUCCGGCGGCAAGGGGAGGCAGCACCCAGAUCCGCAGCCGCACCGGCGGGCCGCCGUCCCUCGAUACCAUCCAUGGAGGUCUGACCCGGCUGCAGCCAUGGACCGAGACGCCCGAAACCCUAGCUACCCGUGGAGGUCCGACGCCUCAACCUCCAAGGAAAGGACGCGCGCCGGCUGCAGGCCAUCUCCGGCGACCUCCGACCAUGGUUGCUCGGAUCUGGACCAGCUGCUGCUCCUACUGCUUCAGGUGGACGAGGACGAGCCCUCCCACAUGGCUGCUACGGCUGCCUACUCCCUCCUCCUACCGCCUGGCCUGGUGUGCGGCUACCUCGUGGUGACCUCGUGGGACAUCGAGGCUGCUACUGGUAUGUGCUAUGCAAUCUUGAGAGAUGAAAAAAAGAUGGUACAGAGAGGAGGGAGGAUCGCAGUUCAGACAGAUUGGCUGGAGUUCAGCAGAAGGAUUCAAAUCAGUAACCCGCCCUGAGUAAGUUCAGCAGAAGGAUUCAAAUCAGUAACCUGCCCUGAAAAAUUCUGUUCUGUUUUGAACACUACUGAUUCCGGUGGGAGUAAGUUCAGAGGGGAAAAAUGCAUCGGAGUAGCAGGUGGAUGAUAGUGCUGCUACCUUUCGCUUGUAUUACUGGUUUACAGAGAACAGUGCCAUCAUCCAUGUUUGUUUAAACAAGUGAGUUGUGAACUACUGGACAUGUUCACUUAAAGUUUUUGCGGGAGUGUUUUCAUUAACUAAAGAGUAGACCAAGUUUGGUUUGUGGCUGUAAUCAGUUGGAAAUGUAGGCAUUGUUUGUCUCCGUCGUGCGCGGUCCACAUGGGCUGGUCGAGUAACCAGCACGAUGCUUCAUUAUUUUCUUGGACUUGACAACACGAUGCACAAUUUCCCAAAUGUGGUAGUUUCUUACAAUUUACUCAAGAACACAACGGUAUCCAUCAAAUGGUAGUGUCCUCUUGGUGUUCUGUUUCCCAUUUAUUAUUGGAUUUUGCCCACUCUAACCUUCAUAGUUUGAAAUUGUAGGUGGAGUACUAUUUCAGUGAUAUAAACCUGGCCACCGCAGAAUAUUUGAUGAGAUUUAUUAGCAUGGAUCCUCAGGGAUAUGAUGAGUUGCAUAUCUAUACCUGGAUCUACCUUUUUUUGGUAAUUUGCGAUACAUCUUAAGAUGGACCUGUUGAUGUGUUUGUGUCAGUAGUCUGUUCCUGCAAAUCCAUUCACAAUACUGGGAGUAGGCAUUUUCCAUGCAAGGUUUACGAUAACACUAUAUUCAUCUUGUUGUUGAUUCGCUUUGUCGGAAACAGAAGUCAACAUAUUUCUUCUAUGUAUACAUGCCUUCUGUUAGAUAGGCCGAUUCAUAUUGGCUCAACUCUAACGAUGUAUUUUCCAUUUGCUCAACUUAAUUGGUACUCUUAAUCUCUACUGUACAAGGGAAGACAGCCAAAGAAGAAGAAGAUCAAGGCUAUGUUCUGCUGGAUCAACAAGACUAUGAAGAGGAAGAACACGAGCAGGCACAGGUUGACCAACAAGGGCAUAUUUAGGUUGCUCUUGUGGAGGACGAGUCCUAGGAAUUCAUGGUUCAGGGCGAACCCAACAACGAUCGUUUGGUGCUGGUGCUGGUGCUGGUGCCCACACUUGACGAAAUGACAAUUGCUAAUGAUUUGGGUUUGCAUCCGGAGACCGGCGAGCAGUAUGAACAAAAUAAUAAUUGUAUCUCAAUGCUAUUAUUUUCUCAAGUGUGCUUACAUGUUUCAUCUUCAAAGGAAACGCGGAAGUAGGCAUCUAGGAGUAUAUCCUCACUUCUUAGCCCGAGGUCUAGCUGGCACAAUGGUGAAUUGGUGAUAUGUCUUGUAUACAUGAUCAUGGUGAUUGCUUGGCUCUAUUAUCAGAUGACAUCACGUCGCCUCAGGUAUAGCCGAUGCAUGGCUGUGCAUAUUUCUAACGGAAUUAAUGGUGCAGGUUUUAGGCCAUUUUGUACAAGUUGAACAUGAGAGCAUGAGUUAGAUUGCCAGGCAAGCCGGUGCUAUAUAUAAGCUCUAUCUCUCUUUGUGGAUAGCAUAAAUGAUUCAACUUUCAUGGUACUUUGCAGAUCUUACUCCAUUAGAACUAAUUUGGAAUAAAAUUAUUUGUGAGCAUCUUCGAGGUGUUUUUCCCUCGACUUCUUGUACCCCAACCUCCCGGACCCCUUGAAUGGGGAGGCAGCUUCGCUGAUGAUGCGUGACAAGAAAGCAUAUGACCAAAAAGUCCAAGAAUCUGAUAUGUGACGAUCGGACGGAGGACAAAAAAGUACGGUGUGUGACAUCGGACGUCUUCUUCUUCUUCAAGGUCCCAGCAUGUCGUACUGUCCAUCUCUUGUCUUUAGGGGACCAACAAUCUUGAACAUGAUGUGCAGUAGCGAAGGUACCACUUUCCAUAUGUUUUUUUCUACCUGACAUUUUAUUAAUUGUAUGAAACCCUUUUGCAAUGAUAUUAGUUGGUGGCUUUUCCAAAUGCAACCAUGCCUGUUCUUUCUCCAGAAAAUGCAAGGAUUUCUGUCACUUCCAUCAAUGCCUGUGGGGAAGAGGUGUGGCAACUGUAAGUAAUCAAAUGUAUCUCGUGAAUAUGAAAAAUACGAGCAAAAAGACUCACUGAUCCAUGGCAUCCAAUGUCAAUUUCCUUGACUUCAAAUCAUAUGCAUUGCGAUUUGUGAUUUGGCUAUAUUAAUUGUUGUUCUCAGAUGAUUGAUUUUACCUUAAAUAAACUAUUCGCCUUAAGAUGCAACAUCUUCUGCACUAUUACAAAAGCAUGAUUAUUUAUGUGUGUAGUAGUUUUCAAGUGGAUCUCCCAUUCUGUUAUUGUCACUUGCGAUAAAGUCAGAUCUGUUAGUGGUCUGUUGGAUAAAAUCAGAUCGAACAACCAGCCAACCAGUAUGCGAUCUGCAUGCGGCUUCGGCCGAUCGUCCGGAUAGCAUUAUUUACCUUUCGUUUUUUUAUAUCAUGGGUAAUCUGGACUGUCCAGAAGCUUGAAUUUUGGGAAACCUGUUUGGUACCCGUUUGAUGUCUGAAGGUGUUCAGACGUACGAGGGAGAAAUGAGCUUCGACUUUGAAGCCCGUAGCAACAGUGUACCAACAGUGAAAUCUCAGGAAUACCCAGUCUGUUUAUUUUACCUUUUUCAGCUUGAACACAACAGUGAAUCAAGUAGAAAUCCGAAAGAGGCUGUAUAUAUAGUUGCAUUGGUGCGUACCAAACCGCCGAUUGAAUUUGUGCUAAUGGGGUUUUGCUGAGAAAAUGGUAGUACAUUAUUAGAUGCAAGCAAUUUAUUUUUUAUUACAUGAUACAUAAUGACGCCUACAAAAUUGCCACAAGUAUGGGAAUCUUAUAUAGUUAUGUUGGAGCCAUCUUGUUUUUAUGUUUUGCCACAGUAUAGUUUCAUCAUACCACGACUCUUCCUAUUUGCCCAAAGAGUUGCCAAGGUCAGCUUACCUGACUUGAGAUCCACUAUUUGACACACAAAAUUUUCCUCAAUAUAGUGAUCGUUGUCCCAAAUGGUGCUUGGACAGAACUUAAAAUCAAGUGCAGUAUUAGAACAAGUUUGACUAAAAUGAUUUUUUUGGAGGCUUUCACAUUAUUUUUUGGCUAUCUGUAUGAAUAGGUGGUCAAAAUAGGUGACCAAAAAUAUUACGGUGAGCUUUUAUAUUUAAUUACUUAUCCAAAAGUUGUUGUACAAUUUUGAUGAGAACAAGUUUGGUUAAAACAACUUUUGCCUAUCUAUAUGAGUCUGUACAGGAGGGGAAUGCAUGUGGAACAUGAAAGUUUUAAAUUUUCUUUUAAAAAAAUGUUUGUGAAGUAACUUGCGAUUAAAUUCCUAGAAAAGAGGGGGAGGGGGGGAUUUAUUCAUAGUUUUAAAUAGCCCCCCUAUAGCCUUUUUAGCAGGGUGCCGCUAAAUGGUACUCAUGUACAAUAGACUGAUAAUAUUAGCCCGCUAUAGCUCGCUAUCGCUCCACUAUAACUGUUUUGGAAGUCCGCCGCUAUUUGGCAGAGCCCGCUAUUUAAAACACUGUUAUUGCAGCAUACAUGGAGGAAAUGAUGUUUGACAGUGCAGUGCCUGAAACUUCUGUUGUCGAAAAAUGGUGCCUUUUUGCAGGGAAAGUUAACUGAUGGUAGCUAGGUUCAUGGGAGUGAAGCAGCUGUCUGAAGCAUCAUAUCAGAGAAAAAUGGAAUUUGCAACGGAAAUAGAUAUCUGGAAUGCAACACCGUAAUCUUGCGAAGUUGUAUGGUUGAUGCUGGUUAUGAGUACCCGGAGAAUGGGAGCCUGGACCAUGCCCUAUUUGGUACAGAUUCUUUUCAUUGAUGCAGCUAAAAAUCUGCAGAAUCGGGCUUUGUAUAGACAAGUAAGGACUUAAACCUACAUUUGCAUGCAAAUGGAAGUCAAGCCUGGACUGGCCCACACGUUUUGCGAUAUGCUUAGGCGUUGCAAGAGGUUUGGCUUAUCUUCAUGAAGAAUCUAGCAUUUGUGUUGCGCACAGGGACAUCAAGGCCAAUCUCAAUCCUAAGAUCUCAGAUUUCGGGCUCGCCAAACUAUAUGAUGACCUGAAGACAUGUGAACACGAGGGUUUUUGGCACAUUGUCGGUGCAUUUCCACCUUGCUAACCUUCGUCUAUGUAGUAUUUUCGUAUGUAGCUGAUGACAUGUUGAUCUUAUUGAUCCUACUGGCUGAUGUUGAUGACUUCCCAGCCAUGAAGAACCCAUCCGCACUCUACAAGGUCACGCCGGCUCCACGUUGGAGCGGUGGCGGUGGCUCGGCGGCACGUGUUCAGCCCGCAUCAGAGUUUGUAGUGGGUCCAAGCCCCAAGGACUCGGUUAUAACUUCUGUUUUCUUUGGAGUGCUUGUACCACCGGUGUUCUUUAAUAUAUGAUCCGGGGUCUUUUUCACAAAGAAGGUGCUAUAUACCAUUACACACUGCAGAGCGAUAUGUUUUUGACCACUUUAUUUUGUGCAUCAGAUGUGAUAGUAUACAUCGUCGAAUUUUAAAAAGAAUCAAAAUAAAUUGGAAGUGAAGAAUAUUUCAAUUAUUUGUUGUC
Molecule: messenger RNA, 5475 nt
Organism: Triticum aestivum (bread wheat)
Lineage: Eukaryota; Viridiplantae; Streptophyta; Magnoliopsida; Poales; Poaceae
Product: translation initiation factor IF-2
Exons: 6
Coding region: 1-897 (298 amino acids)
Source: RefSeq, a predicted model, not a curated record